Exserohilum turcica Et28A is the source of this 849-nucleotide messenger RNA. RefSeq lists its product as uncharacterized. The transcript has 2 exons. Lineage: Eukaryota; Fungi; Ascomycota; Dothideomycetes; Pleosporales; Pleosporaceae. The coding region runs from base 1 to 849 and encodes 282 amino acids. The record is from RefSeq and is a predicted model, not a curated record.
AUGCUGUUCUUUAUUGCUCUCUCGUUGUUUCAUCUCUCGGUUGCCCUACCCAGCCUGCAGCCUCGGUCCUCGGGCUAUCUUGUCAUUCUCGAUACUGGUGUAGGCCACCGCAGCACGCCGAUUCCCAGAUGGCCUACUUCCCUUCGUCGCAUAGGCACUGACGGUACCAACGCCGCAAACCUCACAACCUUUGGCACUGACUCUGUUGCCCACCCCUUUGACGAACCAAUUGAAGGCUUCGCCCUCGCCUAUUCGCCCUCAACAUCCACGCUAUUCUCCGCAACAGGCCGGGGCAUCAUUCGCACAAACCUCGAUGGCAGCAAUGACCAGGUCAUUGUGACCGACUCCUCCAGCGGCAGCUCAACCAGCUCAAUCGUCAGCAUCACGGUAGCCGAGAAAGCCCAAAAAAUCUACUACGGAAACCAGUACACGGGCCUCAUCUACUCUGCAAACUACGAUGGCAGCGACGCCACCGUCUUCCGCAACGUAUCCCAGGGCCUCAACUUCCUCUUCCCGUCAUACGCCCCUGCAAACACGUACCCCGGCGACAUUGUCGUCGACGAAGAACGAGGCUGGCUAUACUGGAGCUCCUCCACUGACGGCAGCAUCCGGCGGAUCCAGCUCAGCGGCUCCGGCGCCGAGCAAAUCCUCGCCACGGCCGCCGACAAGCCAGGCCAGCUCCGCAUCGCCGCCACAUCUCUAUUCUGGGCUGAGCGCGGCUCCUGGAGCUCGUCUCCAACCGCCAUCAAGUACCUCGACCGCAUGCUCGACCAGCUGCCUUCGUCGCCGUGUUGUACAGGGUCCGCAUAUGUAGCAUGGGAAUGUCUCCAGGUCUUCGCCCCAGAAUAA